AUGGUUGGACGCCCUCGGCGGGCGUCUACGUCCAGUGUCGAGACGGUCGACGAGGACCGCAUCCUCUGGCGUCAGGAGACAUCAGUCCUCAGAACCGCCCCAGUGGACAAGAUACACGGCCCAGAGCCGGUCUUUGAGCUUCAGGAUGCCGUGGUACUCAACAAAGAUGGCCACACUCUUGAAAAUGCCCUUCACGUCGGCACUCGAGGUCCUUAUAUCAUCCGCGGCACUCUGAUCAUCGACGAACCUGAGCAGAAAACGCACCUGAUCAUGAGGGUUCGACACUCGAUGCCGAUUCAGGUUCCAAAAUCCAACAGAUACUCGAUCGGAGAGGCUGGAGAGGGCAAUCCCGUCAUCUGGGUUGAGGGCAGAUGUGCUUGGUACGAGAUCAACCCCUCGCCUGCCUACGCCCCCAUCUACGACAAGAUGUGCGAGGCCGCCUCGCUUUACUACCGGAUCAUGGACAUCUACAAGGAAAAGAAACCAAAAAAGGCAAAGAAGGGGAAGAAGGAUCAAUUGAAGGAGCUUCACUCUGUCUUUCACGAGGAACUCGUGGAAAAGGCAGAAGAGCGCCUAAAGAACCCGCCUCCCAUUGCACGAUCACCUUCUGUCGAGGCCAAACCAGCUGCAGCAUUAGUUGCCCCAUCACUAUUAUCUUCAAGGACUCGAUCAGGCUCCUCAGCCCCCUCAGUCGCCCGGAGCAAUGCCACGCCUGAGCUUAUGGAUGUCCAAGAUAGUCCACCGAGAAACCGAUCUACCCGGUCACGUUCAAUCACCCAGCGAGAGACCAGCAGUACGGUCGACUUGCCAGCUCCAUCCCAGCCACAAAGAAGUGCCCCUGCUAUCAGACAGCCUCCCAGUGUGCAAUCGGUGACACGCACACCUUCAGUCGCCCCAGCGAGCAGCGAGGUGGGAGGACCAGUCAGUAACGACGACAUAACACCGUUUCAGACUGUUGUGAAUGGCGUCGAGUGGGUGUACGACCAGAUCGGCAAGAACAGAAAGGGAAUGAUAAUGCCGUCCACUCUCAACAAACUGUUCUUCUCGUACAAGUUUCCCACCUUCAAGAACGGGGAGAGCGGAUGUCACAAGAUUCCGGUUGAAGAGCUCCUGCAUUACAAUGCCCAAGCACUCCUCCAGGUCCUCGACAAGGAUAAGUAUAGUGGUCACGAGUUCUAUUCUUGGCUACAGGGGGCGGCUGAAAGGCCGUUUGUGCCCGUCGCUUUGAAGCCUUCCGAUUUGCCCUACCGCCUUGUACCUCGAGGCAGUCGUCCUCGUCCUAGCAAAGCUACGCAACCCCUCUCUGAAGCACAAGGGGUUGUCACUUCAGGCCUAGAAGACGAUCUUUCCAGCACUCCGCGAUCCUCCCCGGCAGGAAAGAGUCUCAGGAGACCAGGUCGCCCUUCUGGCAAGAAGUCCAGUCUUCGUCUGACGACUGGAUCCAAGAAGCGGCUGCACUCUGAUGUAGACAGCGAGUCGGAGGACGAUGAGUCGCGACCAAAGAGGUCCCAUUACUUUUCAGAUGGAGAUGAGGAUAUGGAAGUCGAUGCCCAGGCCAGCUCAUCCGAGGACGAAGUGCCUCGUGAUGGCUCUCAGGAACCCAUCAAGAUCGUUAUCCGAGCCGACAAGAUUCCUUCAGCCACCCCGCAUGGUCCCAACGAAACAUGGGUCUGCGAGGAAGAGGACUGCGGCUACGUCGUCCGUGGCGGCGACGUGCAAGAAUGUCAACAACGCAUACAAAGACACUUCGAACAGCACGAGAAUCAAAUGGAUCGUGUCAGCCUAGCCGUGACAGAGGGCACUCGAGGUCAUCUACCCAUCAAUCAUCUUAUGGAGAAGCUCAAAAAGCUGGGUGAGAAGUCUCAGGCUGCUCAGCAACUCGCUGUCGACGGAGUCGCUCUCCCCCAGCGCAUCAAGCGUAACCUCCUUGUAUGA
Fusarium vanettenii 77-13-4 is the source of this 1935-nucleotide messenger RNA. RefSeq lists its product as uncharacterized. Bases 1 to 1935 code for a protein of 644 amino acids. The transcript has 4 exons. Lineage: Eukaryota; Fungi; Ascomycota; Sordariomycetes; Hypocreales; Nectriaceae. The record is from RefSeq and is a predicted model, not a curated record.